Molecule: messenger RNA, 867 nt
Organism: Aspergillus clavatus NRRL 1
Lineage: Eukaryota; Fungi; Ascomycota; Eurotiomycetes; Eurotiales; Aspergillaceae
Exons: 2
Coding region: 1-867 (288 amino acids)
Molecular function (GO): oxidoreductase activity
Source: RefSeq, a predicted model, not a curated record
AUGCAUCACUUGCUAUCUCGGCCUGGCUCCUCUGCGAUUCGUUUCAUUGCUCACCCUCGAUCCUUCCUCCUCUCGAAUCUCCGGGCAGCCUCGGAUCCGAAUCAUUUUGGUCAAGUCCAUCACCUUCUUCGCAACACUGGCCUCGUUCGCUUGCAACUUAGCUUCUCGGAUAACGAAAGCGCCUACCUGCAAAAUCUUCUCCAAAAACUACAUAAGCACCACGGACAUGGUCUCCCGAUUACCCAUAGCGCACAGCGAGGGUGGAUGUGGGAUAUUCGGCCCAGCCCCGACAGUUUCCAGAGCCACCACUGUCAGGCCCGGUCAGAGACGAUGGAGGAAUUUCCCUGGCACACAGACUGCAGCUAUGAGCGCUGCCCCCCGCGAUAUUUUGCCCUACAGGUCCUCCAGCCAGACCGUUGUGGAGGCGGCACACUUUCCGUCUUGAAUGCCGACCGACUGCUGAGUCUCCUUUCUCCGGGCGCCAGGAAAUGGCUUUCCAGCCCAAGUUUUCGCAUUACCGUUCCCCCGGAAUUCACCAAGGAUGAAGGAGAGAGAUCCAUCCGGGGAAGCCUCCUGGCGAUUCAUCGCAGUGGCCCGCGUCUACGGUUUCGAGAAGACAUCAUCUCCCCUCUGCACCCAGCAGCGGAAGGUGCUCUGAUGGAAUUGAAGAGUGUACUACUUGAUCCCUCAGCUCAGGCACAGGUGGUAAAUCUUACCGCUCAUGAUCUGCCCCAAGGCUCAAUCAUCCUCAUGGACAAUGGCCGGUGGCUGCAUGCGCGAAAUGAGGUUAAAGACCCCCAGCGGCAUCUCCGAAGAGUCCGUUGGGAUGCAAAGCCUUUUUUGGCACAAAAUGUUGCUGUAUUGUAG